GAUGGACUCACUGAAACGAGGUUUCAGUCGACUGGCUCCGAGCCAUUCCCGUCAAUUUUACUUCACAGUGUGAUCAAGCCCAAAUGUUAUGCAGCGUGGAGCCCCUUUCCUUCACAUUUCAAAAAAUUGUCUCCAUUGCUAAUGCAUGCAAACUUGCAAUAAGCCAAUAACUCGGUCUCCCCACAAGAAGAGAAGCAGUGUGAACAGUAGAACCCACAGUUGUAUAUUUGAAACAGAAAUACGUAGGAAACAAGGCCAAAAGUCAAGAGGAGGCAUGGCGAGAUGAGAUCCACGUAAAGAAAGCGAGGAGGCUCGGAACCGCGAGCCACGAGAAAGAGCUCCCCUCCCGCAGCGGCGCCAAGUCAUCAUCCCUUUGCAUGCUUGGUGGCCCGUUCCUUGUCCACUUUCGACUUUGCAAGAUUUCCAAGCUUUCCCUGACAAAACUGUGGCUGCUUGACAUGCCGGAGCCGGACUGCAGCCCGCAGCGCGCGCACACGCCCUUUUGCCGGCUUUUAGGCCUCCCAAAAGCCCUCCCUAUUUCGGCACGCGCCCCAUCCCUCCUCACUCUCACCAGUGUCUUUCAGCAACUCUCCCUCUCUCUCUGCCCCACCCAUGGAAACGGCCGAGGUGCAGGAGAGGCAGCAUGCCUGGCGGUGGCCUCUGGGCGCCAUGGCCUGCAGCAGCGGCAGGUGUUGCCUUCAGCUCGAGUGGGAUCCGCAGCUGAUCAGGUACUUCGGCGGCCUAGGCGUGCUGGGCGUCGCCGGCGGCGGCAAUCCUGACGAUCAUGGUGCCAUCGAGCACGAGCUUGGGCUCUUCUUCCCCAAGUGCAUGGAGUGGCAGGGUUCUUCAGAGCCGCCGCGGGAGGACGUGAUGGAGUGGUCCGAGGAGCAGUUGGAAGAACUGAUCCGAAAUUUCCCGAUCCUAGACGAGGAUCUGGUAGGCUUCGAUCCCAGCUGCAUUCUCGAGGAUACAAGCACCGCUGCUGAUGCUUCUUUCCUGUGCAAGAAUUCGAAUGCAGGGGCUGAUGAUCUUCUGGCCCCGAGCUCUGCCACACCGGUGGAGCCGCCCACAUUGCCGGUGGCGCAGCGGGGGCAGCCUCCCCUCAGCCCGCCCUCGUCCAAUCGCCACAGCGACCAACAGCGCCAGAUCACUCGCGCCAACUGUUCGGCCAAACGCUCGGCGACACAAGAAGAAAAGCAGGAUGGAGGGAGCGGCAAGAGGAGCAGGAAGGCAGGGCCGACGGUGGUGCGCCCGUUCUCGGUGGUGAAGCCCGGCCCCCGCGGGGUGGACGGCGUCGAGACGCUGGCCGACAUCAACGAGCGGAUCCUGACGCCAUCGGCGAGGCCCGUCCGGCACCCCGUGGGGGAGUUCGCGAGCGCCCCGCGCGCGUCGGCGGGCGGCGACCGCCCGGCCCCGUCCGGCAAGGCAGUCACCAGUUUUACCAGGCUGCACACCGCCGGGAAGGGCACGAUCACCGUCAUAAGGUCAUCCGGAUAAGCAUCCGACUGUGUGUGCGAUGAGCAUCAUAAGUUCGUCUUGCUGGAUCAUGUUACAUGCGGCCUUGCUCAUGUGUAGAUUAAAUAAGUAAUAAUGACCAAUGAUCAAUCGUACUGUGAAAUAAAAUGCAUGGCGCGAGGCUGUAUGAACUGAGAGACCGAUGUGCGCAUGCGAUUCUCGAUGGGAAUUGGCAAAGGACGAGGAAUUUGAA
Triticum aestivum (bread wheat) is the source of this 1708-nucleotide messenger RNA. RefSeq lists its product as uncharacterized. Lineage: Eukaryota; Viridiplantae; Streptophyta; Magnoliopsida; Poales; Poaceae. Bases 613 to 1497 code for a protein of 294 amino acids. The transcript has 5 exons. Gene Ontology annotation, biological process: female meiotic nuclear division; male meiotic nuclear division. The record is from RefSeq and is a predicted model, not a curated record.